Closterium sp. NIES-67 is the source of this 2175-nucleotide messenger RNA. NCBI's taxonomy places the organism in Eukaryota, Viridiplantae, Streptophyta, Zygnematophyceae, Desmidiales, Closteriaceae. The record is from the annotation of a GenBank genome assembly.
ACACACUGCACUCGUCAAAGUCACAGACUGCCUGCCCUCAUUUCUUGCUUUCUGAAAUCUUGAUUUAUCUUUAGCUCACCAGCACCACCACCACCGCUGGUCACCACCACCACUCGUCGUCACCACCUCGCUGCUCCUCCUCUUCCAGUCGCUCCUUCACCGCUUCUCCGCGCCCUCCGCAUUCUGCUCGACGCCGCACAUGGCGCGGCGGGGGUACGCAGUGCGCGCAGCGGCACUUGCGCGCGUCUUAGUGCUGCUGCACUGCGCUUUCUUGGCCGUGGGAACGCCCAUUGCUGCAUCCCAAGCGGCGGUGCUGGCGGACUGUCAGAAGGCCUGGGGGCAGACGUUCUCCGGAUGGUCGGCGGGGUCGGACUGCGCGCAGGCGGCGGGGCUGACGUGCGACAAGCAGGGCAUGGUCACCUCCAUGAAGAUGGCGUAUGCGGGCCUGAGCGGGAGCAUCCCAGAGAGCAUCAGCGGGCUCAGUCAGCUCACCGACUUCGACCUGCUGAUGAACAACAUGACGGGGCUCAUUCCAACCACCAUCACCGCCCUCUCCAACCUGCAAAUCAUGAACCUCGGCUCCAACAUGCUGUUCGGCCCCGUGCCCACUGUCUCCACCCUCUCCACCCUCUCCUACCUCAAUCUGGCAUACAAUUUGCUGUCUGGCGAGCUGCCGGCUGCCAUCCAUCCCAGCCUCAAAACCUUGCGACUCCUCCACAACAACCUGUCGGGCUCGCUGCCGGCCACCAUUGGGACCUUCUCACACCUCACUCAACUCGAUGUGUCAUUCAACAAGUUCGCCGGAUCUCUGCCUGCUGACAUCAGCAACCUCACCAGUGCUGCUGUCCUGGAGCUGUGUUGCAACACCUUGAGUGGCACGGUGCCCGACGCCAUCUCCACCCUCACCAACCUAGAGUUCCUUGACCUGGGUGACAACAACUUCACCGGCCCCUUCCCCCCGGCGAUCUUUUCGCUUUCCAAUCUCAGGGACCUGUCGCUGUACGACAACAAGUUUGAGGGACCGGUCCCCAACGCCAUCACCACGCUCACCAAACUGAAGGACCUCAACAUCUUCCGCAAUAGGCUCACUGGCUCGCUUCCCUCUGGCAUUGGAAGCCUCGUGAUGAUGGAGUACAUGAACGUACAGAACAACGCACUCGGUGGGUCAAUUCCAGCGUCCAUCGGCAGCCUCGUCAACCUCAAAUACCUCGACAUGAGCAACAACGCGUUCACCGGGUCCAUCCCGGAGUCCAUGGGGAGCCUCAAACGCCUCGUCAACCUUGACCUGAGCGAGAAUCAGCUCACGGGGUCGCUGCCUGCCGUGCUGGGCGGCCUUACAAACCUGCUCACCCUCUUCUACAACUCCUCGAGUCCCAGCAGCCCCCUGUGUGCCGCCACUGGCAGCUGUGCCGGGGUGAGCCAGCAGGGCAACUCCUCCUUCUGCCAGGCCUGCCCUGCCUUCUGCCUCUCCUGCACGCCCCCCGGCAAUCCAGCAACUUCCACCCCAGCCACCACUCCACCCGCACCACCAUCCGCUUCUGCUCCUGCUUCCUCCCCCUCCCCGUCCACCCCCCCCGUCACCCCGCCUACCGCGUCCCCCAGCUCUCCUCCUCCUGCUCCUGCUUCCCCUGCUACCCCUGCUUCCCCUGCUUCCCCUGCUUCCCCUGCUUCCCCUGCUACCCCUGCUUCCCCCCCACCACCCUCCGCUGCACCGUCGCUGUCUGCUGCACGUGCUGCUGCUGCCUUCCUGCUGCCUGCUCUGCUGGCUGCAGCUCUGACACUCUAGUGCUCAAGACGAAUGCUGCUGUGGCUCGGGCACUCUAGUGCUUGACAGGAACACUGCUGUGUUGUGUUGCCUGCUUGGUGAUAUGAGGUAGCUGUAACCUGCGGGCUGCACUGUCCGAGAAAUUACCCUGUAGCCUGUAGGUAGUCUGUAGCCCACGGAGGAGAGAAUGGUUGGGGGUUUGGGGACGGAAUGUGUGUGGUGAUGACUCGUGAGGGCACACCAUUCUGUGUUGGGCUGUGUUGGGGUGGUGGGGUGUGUUGUGUUGGGAUGAUGCUGGUCAUCGCUGGGGUUGGUUAGAAGUGAACUUCUGAGAUGAAGCUUGGGGUGAAGGGUGGAACAGUUGAAUUGAUUGAUAAUGCGUGGACGUUGAUUUGAUAUGCUCUCAUCAU